UGAAACAAACAAUCAACCAUCAGUCCACCAAUUAAUCAAACAACAAACUUGAGUAAAAAACGUAGCACCAAAAUAACAAAAAACAAAAAUGGCUAGGCAAAUGACUAGCAAGAGAAUGAGAGUACUCGAAACACUUUCGAUUUCGAUCGCUCUCGUCAUGAUACUCCUCCACGCCACCUCGGUCCGAGGCCAGGAUGCCUCGGAAUGCGAGGUGGCGGCUAGUGGAGGAUGCUAUGACAAGGAAAAAUCAAUGAAGCUUAAAAUCAUUGGAAUUUUUACCAUUUUAGUUUCUAGUAUGAUUGGAAUAGGGUUACCCUUAUUUUCUACUUCUUUUCCUGCCCUACACCCGGACCGUAACGCGGCUACCAUAGUAAAAAUUUUAGCAGCGGGGGUAAUUUUGUCCACGGGGUUCAUGCACGUGCUCCCGGAUUCUUGGAACAAUUUAACCUCACCAUGUUUGCCGGAAAACCCUUGGAGGAUUUACCCAUUUUCUACUUUUAUAGCUAUGGUUACGACGGUGUUGACUAUGAUGAUGGAUACGGUUGCCACCGCGUACUUUAAGAAGAAGGGUUUGAAGAGAAUGCACGCCCAUUGCGGUAACCAUGAUACUAGUGGCGGUGGUGGUGGUGGUGGUGGUGGUGGUGUUGGUGCUGUACAUCACAUGCAGAGUCCUAGAGAAGGUGAUAUGGAAAUGGUGGAGCAAACAAGCUAUAAAGGUAACAAAGAAAUUGAUGUGGAGUAUGAGGAGAAGCAGUCUCAACUCUUGAGGUAUCGUAUCGUGGCUCAGGUAUUGGAGUUGGGGAUAGUAGUGCAUUCGGUGGUGAUAGGAUUGGCAAUGGGUGUUUCUAACAAUCCAUGUACAAUAAGACCACUUGUUGCUGCCAUGUGCUUCCAUCAGCUUUUUGAAGGCAUGGGUCUUGGCGGUUGCAUCUUACAGGCCGAUUAUGGGUACAAGAUGAAGGCAACAAUGGUAGCCUUCUUUUCAGUAACAACACCAUUUGGGAUAGCUCUUGGGAUUGGAAUGCUAAGUUUCUAUAAUGAGAAUAGCCCAUCUGCUUUAAUUGUUGUUGGAGUGCUAAAUGCUACUUCAUCUGGCCUACUAAUUUACAUGGCUUUAGUGGACUUAUUAGCAUGUGAUUUUAUGGGACCUAAACUUCAAGGAAAUAUCAAGCUUCAAUUGGUUUGCUAUUUUGCUUGUUUCAUAGGCAUGGGAAUCAUGUCACUCAUGGCCAAAUGGGCUUAAGCUAGGCGCAUCGAUUAAGCUCGUAACUCAUUUCUCCAAUGUUAUUUUCUGAUUUAUUGUGAGUUUUAAAUUGAAACGACCACCUGCCUCUUUUAAGAAGAGGUGGGUUGUCUAAUGUUGUUUUCAAGUUGACAUUUUCUCGUCCAAGUCAAACUUAUGUUUGUUAUAAAACUUACAAGGGAUGGAUUUUAAUAGUUGAUGUUUACAACGAUAAAAAAAAAAAAUAAUAAAUAAAUAAAAAAACAUGCAUGUAUUGUCCAA
This is a messenger RNA of Spinacia oleracea (spinach), 1504 nucleotides long. RefSeq names its product fe(2+) transport protein 1-like. Gene Ontology annotation, biological process: zinc ion transmembrane transport. Gene Ontology annotation, cellular component: plasma membrane. Gene Ontology annotation, molecular function: zinc ion transmembrane transporter activity. The record is from RefSeq and is a predicted model, not a curated record. The transcript is spliced from 3 exons. Bases 89 to 1243 code for a protein of 384 amino acids. NCBI's taxonomy places the organism in Eukaryota, Viridiplantae, Streptophyta, Magnoliopsida, Caryophyllales, Amaranthaceae.